This is a messenger RNA of Daphnia magna, 744 nucleotides long. RefSeq lists its product as uncharacterized. The record is from RefSeq and is a predicted model, not a curated record. Lineage: Eukaryota; Metazoa; Arthropoda; Branchiopoda; Diplostraca; Daphniidae. The transcript is spliced from 4 exons. Bases 97 to 471 code for a protein of 124 amino acids.
CAGCGAGAAAACAUUUAGUUUAAUUAUUCGCCACUUGGCAACGUUUUAGCUUUAAGUCAAAUUCUCCUUCCAUUGUCUUCGUCUGCUAUUUAAUGAAUGUGCAAAACCACGCGAAUGACACUUCUCUUUUUGUUACCUCUGAACAUAAUUCUACUCUGUGUGUGUUUUAACUUCUGUCAAUCAGUUUUAUAUUGGAUUGGCCUGUCUAUCAGUCUAUGCCUGAUCUGUCCAGAGAGUGUUUGGUUAUCCAACUCACUUGUUCUUGCCCUUGUCCAUUUAUCUGUGGUCCAUGGUCUGGGUGGCAUCUCAGCAUUUUACUCGUGCCAUCCCAGAUACCACUGGUCAAUACCUCUUGCCAUUCGUACUCAUUUACCAUCACCCUGGCAUUUGUCUAUUUGUCACUUGUAUCACUGCGACUCCUAUGCAACACUUGUCAUCAGAAUAUAUCCGAGUGCCUUACAAACACUCUGAGUAAAGUAACGAGGCUCCUUACAAGCACAGCGUCGAAACAGGCUGAGAUAUAUCUUUCCCUGUACCAAAACCUAUAUUUGGUCCAUAAAUGAUACAUUUCAAAGAUAAUGUAGGGGUCGCUGUUUCAUAGAAAAGGUUCCAUGACUACGUGAAAUACUAGUUUUAGCACGUUUUUUUUUCAAACAAAAUAUCCAAAUAUGUUUCAGAAUUAGCUGGCAGUGAAUAAUCUAGUGGAAAAUCUAGUAAUGAGUAAUGAAAAAUACAACAGUAUUG